AUGGAUCCAAAGUUGUUGCUUUGCUUACCUCAAGGAGAUGAACUGUUUAAUCCCCUUAAUACCAUGUUUAUUCAAAUGGCUUGCAUUCUCGUCUUCUCUCAAUUGUUUUAUCUCCUUCUUAAACCCUGCGGCCAAGCUGGUCCCGUUGCCCAGAUUCUUGCUGGGAUUGUGUUGAGUCCUGUUUUGCUCUCAAGAAUACCUAAAGUUAAGGAAUUCUUCCUCCAGAAAAAUGCAGCAGAUUAUUACUCCUUCUUCUCCUUCGCUUUACGGACAUCUUUCAUGUUCUUGAUCGGUCUUGAAGUGGAUCUACAUUUCAUGAGAAGAAAUUUCAAGAAAGCUGCGGUGAUAACCUUGAGCUCAUUCGUGGUUUCCGGCCUCCUCAGUUUCGCUUCCUUAAUGUUAUUCAUCCCUUUGUUUGGGAUCAAAGAAGAUUACUUUACGUUUUUCUUGGUUCUUCUCGUUACCUUGUCUAACACGGCAUCUCCUGUCGUAGUCCGUUCAAUCGCUGAUUGGAAACUCAACACAUGUGAGAUCGGACGGCUGACAAUCUCAUGUGCGUUGUUCAUCGAAUUAACAAACGUGGUUCUCUACACUAUAAUCAUGGCGUUCAUCUCUGGAACUAUCAUACUUGAACUCUUCUUGUUUCUUUUGGCAACCGUAGCCCUAAUAUUGAUCAACAUGGUCUUAGCUCCAUGGCUUCCAAAGAGGAACCCUAAAGAGAAGUACCUCUCAAAGGCUGAAACUUUAGUUUUCUUCAUCUUCCUUCUCAUCAUCGGUAUAACUAUCGAAUCCUACGAUGUAAAUUCCUCGGUUUCUGUUUUCGCCAUUGGCAUAAUGUUUCCACGACAAGGAAAGACUCACAGAACGUUGAUACAACGGCUUAGUUACCCGAUUCACGAGUUUGUUCUUCCGGUUUACUUUGGUUACAUUGGAUUCAGAUUCAGCAUCAUCGCGUUAACCAAACGCUUUUACCUCGGUAUAGUUAUUAUCGUGAUUGUAACCAUAGCUGGGAAAUUUAUUGGUGUAAUAAGCGCUUGUAUGUACCUGAAGAUCCCUAAGAAAUAUUGGCUUUUCUUACCCACCAUUCUCUCUGUUAAAGGCCAUGUCGGUCUUCUUCUUCUAGACUCCAACUAUUCCGAAAAGAAAUGGUGGACCACAACUAUUCAUGAUAUGAUGGUGGCUGCUUUGGUGAUAACGACGCUAGUAAGUGGUGUUCUGGCAUCUUUCUUGCUUAAAACAAGAGAGAAGGACUUUGCUUACGAGAAGACUUCGCUUGAGUCUCAUAACACGAACGAGGAAUUACGCAUUUUAUCGUGCGCCUAUGGAGUCCGUCAUGCUCGCGGUGCGAUCUCUCUUGUCUCGGCCUUGAGCGGUUCUCGUGGAGCCUCUGAUCCGUUUACACCUCUGCUUAUGCACCUUGUACCCCUCCCCAAGAAACGAAAAUCGGAACUGAUGUAUCAUGAGCACGACGAAGAUGGAGGCAAUGCGAAUGGAGAUGACGAAUUCGGGACCAACGAAGGUUUAGAGAUCAACGAUUCGAUUGAUUCGUUUGCUAAAGACAGCAAAAUCUUGAUCCAACAAGUGAAGCUCGUGACUCAGAUGCUUAAUAUGCACGAAGAGAUCUGUAACGCAACAGAGGAUCUUCGAGUUUCCAUUGUAUUUCUUCCGUUUCAUAAACACCAGAGAAUCGAUGGGAAGACUACAAACGAUGGGGAACUGUUCAGACAGAUGAACCGUAAUGUUCUAAGGCACGGUCCGUGUUCCAUUGGCAUUUUUGUGGACCGUAACAUAACCGGAUUUCAGCAGCCGCACGGGUUUGAUUCUGUACAACACGUCGCGACAUUGUUCUUUGGUGGUCCGGAUGAUCGUGAGGCUCUUGCUCUGUGCAGAUGGCUCGCGAAUAAUACUCUGAUUCAUCUCACAGUUAUACAGUUUGUCUCCGAGGAAUCAAAGGCAGAGACUCCUGUUGGAAAUGCUAUGACACGAGAUAAUAAUGAGGUUUUCAUGGAAGUUCUGGGAAGGAAUCAAACUGAACAAGAAACAGAUCGGAGCUUCUUAGAAGAAUUCUAUAACAGAUUUGUAACAACGGGACAAGUGGGGUUCAUAGAGAAGCUAGUGAGCAAUGGACCGCAUACGCUGACUAUUCUAAGAGAGAUUGGAGAGAUGUAUUCACUGUUUGUGGUCGGAAAGAGCACAGGAGAUUGCCCUAUGACGGUGAGAAUGAAAGAUUGGGAAGAGUGUCCGGAGCUUGGAACUGUCGGUGAUUUCUUGGCUUCGUCUUUAGAUGUAAAUGCUUCUGUAUUAGUAGUUCAAAGACAGAGACAUUCACAUGAUAGCUUUAUAGAUGAUUAG
This is a messenger RNA of Arabidopsis thaliana (thale cress), 2352 nucleotides long. RefSeq names its product cation/H+ exchanger 2 (gene CHX2). Gene Ontology annotation, cellular component: membrane. Bases 1 to 2352 code for a protein of 783 amino acids. The transcript has 4 exons. Gene Ontology annotation, biological process: monoatomic cation transport; transmembrane transport; proton transmembrane transport. Gene Ontology annotation, molecular function: antiporter activity. The record is from RefSeq and is marked reviewed. NCBI's taxonomy places the organism in Eukaryota, Viridiplantae, Streptophyta, Magnoliopsida, Brassicales, Brassicaceae.